ACGACCAUAUAUAUUUCCCGAAUCGUAUAAUCCCCUUUGUUUCGAGCUCUGCAGCCUCUCCCGCCGUCUACGAAACCCUAAUUGUAGCCGUCGACCCACGAAACAAAAUGGCUCCCAAGAGAGGAGGGAAGGCGCCGGUCGCAGUGAAGAAGAAAACGGAGAAGGUCGUGAAUCCUCUGUUUGAGAAGAGGCCGAAGCAGUUUGGGAUUGGUGGGGCUCUUCCUCCUAAGAGGGAUCUUCAUCGCUUCGUGAAAUGGCCUAAGGUAGUGAGAAUCCAAAGGCAGAGGAGGAUCCUCAAGCAGCGUUUGAAGGUUCCUCCAGCGGUUAACCAGUUCACAAGGACAUUGGAUAAGAACCUGGCAACAAACCUAUUUAAGAUGCUUCUGAAGUAUAGGCCUGAGGAUAAAUCUGCCAAGAAGGAACGUCUUCUGAAACGGGCACAAGCUGAGACUGAAGGAAAGGUUGUGGAAUCCAAGAAGCCAAUUGUUGUCAAAUAUGGCCUUAAUCAUGUUACUUAUCUUAUAGAACAGAACAAGGCCCAACUGGUGGUUAUUGCUCAUGAUGUAGAUCCUAUAGAGCUAGUCGUUUGGCUUCCAGCAUUGUGCAGGAAGAUGGAGAUCCCUUACUGCAUCGUAAAGGGAAAAGCUCGGUUGGGCACAAUUGUCCACAAGAAAACUGCUGCUGUGUUGUGCUUAACAACUGUGAAGAACGAAGACAAGCUUGAGUUCAGCAAAAUCUUAGAGGCUAUUAAGGCUAAUUUCAAUGACAAAUUUGACGAGAUUCGAAAGAAAUGGGGAGGAGGAAUUAUGGGUUCGAAAUCUCAGGCUAAAAGUAAGGCCAAGGAGAAGCUUCUGGCUAAAGAAGCUGCCCAGAGAAUGAGUUAGGUUGCCUUUUUAUAUGUGUGUUUCAUAGCUUCUAAAUCAGGAUAAUGCUGUUCAUUAGAGCUUUUGUUUAUGUUUUUGAGCUAAGUGUUGUCCGUGGACUUCAAUUCUUACUUGAUUGGCUUUCAUUGCCUGAUUGAUCAAUGUUUUUGUUUUAUCUAGUGUUCUCCAGUCUUUCCAAGACUUGCUUAUAAGUGUUUUUUGUUGAUAAAUCCUGCAUGUCUGUCUAUUAGCAUUCUUGCUGUAAAGUAAAUGUAUGCAUUUAAUUUCACA
This is a messenger RNA of Dendrobium catenatum, 1154 nucleotides long. RefSeq names its product 60S ribosomal protein L7a-1. The transcript has 7 exons. Bases 108 to 884 code for a protein of 258 amino acids. Gene Ontology annotation, cellular component: ribonucleoprotein complex. The record is from RefSeq and is a predicted model, not a curated record. Gene Ontology annotation, biological process: ribosome biogenesis. NCBI's taxonomy places the organism in Eukaryota, Viridiplantae, Streptophyta, Magnoliopsida, Asparagales, Orchidaceae.